Molecule: messenger RNA, 576 nt
Organism: Amaranthus tricolor (Joseph's coat)
Lineage: Eukaryota; Viridiplantae; Streptophyta; Magnoliopsida; Caryophyllales; Amaranthaceae
Exons: 3
Coding region: 1-576 (191 amino acids)
Source: RefSeq, a predicted model, not a curated record
AUGACGUGUAUUACUUCGACAAGCUAUGUGCUCAUGCUUAAUAGUAAUCCUACACCUAUUUUCAGUGCAAAGAGAGGCCUUCGCCAAGGAGAUCCACUAUCUCCUUUACCUUUUGUGAUUGAUGAUUUGAUGUUGUUCUGUAAAGGAAAUAUUUUCUCUAUUAGAGCCUUGUGUAACUGUAUUCUUUUAUUUUCCCAAUCAUCUAGAUUGCAAGCUAAUUCAGCUAAGUCAGUUAUUUACACCGCUGGAAUUCCUACUGAUAUAAGAGAAGAGUUCAGGACUAUUUCCCAGUUUGCUUGUGGUUAUCUUCCUUUCAAGUAUCUUACCGUUCCUUUUUCUUCCAAAAGACUCAGUAUGGUUGAUUGUGAGCAAAUAGUUGACAAGAUGACUUGGAGGAUUAGAGCCUGGAGUGCGAAGAAUCUUUCUUAUGAUACUUUUUGUAAGUCGAAAAAAGCUGGUGGUCUUGGUAUUCGAAAUUUGCAAGCUUGGAAUAUUGCGGUUUUAGGAAAAAUAGCUUGCUAUAUCUCGCAUCUCAGGGAGUCCUUAUGGGUUAGAUGGGUGCAUGGUGUUUACUAA